Molecule: messenger RNA, 450 nt
Organism: Coccomyxa subellipsoidea C-169
Lineage: Eukaryota; Viridiplantae; Chlorophyta; Trebouxiophyceae; Coccomyxaceae
Exons: 5
Coding region: 1-450 (149 amino acids)
Biological process (GO): DNA-templated transcription
Cellular component (GO): RNA polymerase II, core complex; RNA polymerase I complex; RNA polymerase III complex
Molecular function (GO): DNA-directed RNA polymerase activity
Source: RefSeq, a predicted model, not a curated record
AUGUCAAGAGAACUUUUCAACGACGUCUUUGAAGUCCUAGAGAAGGAUCCCGACGGCAAGCAGUUUGAUAAAGUGUCGAGAUUCAGAUGCCACAGCGACCUGUUUGGCAUGGGGCUGAUGCUGGACAUCAACACAGACAUCUACCCAGUGAAGGUCGGAGAGCGGCUAAGGCUGGUUCUAGCUCCAACCAUCAAUCUGGACGACACUCCCACAGAUGGGACGUACAAUGCGGCGAUGCAGAGCAGCCGGAAGACCAAAAUGGACGAGUUUGAGUAUGUCACAUACGGGAAGAUCUUCAAAUAUGCAGACGCAGGAGUUGACACAAACACUAACACGGUGCAGGUGUACAUCUCCUUUGGGGGCCUGCUGAUGCAGCUGACAGGGGAUGUGGACAAGCUGCAAGAGCUUCAGGUGGACUCCAAUGUGUACCUUCUGCUCAAGAAGGGCUGA